This is a messenger RNA of Chaetura pelagica (chimney swift), 1533 nucleotides long. RefSeq names its product cancer susceptibility candidate 5 (gene KNL1). Gene Ontology annotation, cellular component: nucleus. The record is from RefSeq and is a predicted model, not a curated record. Gene Ontology annotation, biological process: protein localization to kinetochore; attachment of spindle microtubules to kinetochore. The transcript is spliced from 18 exons. Lineage: Eukaryota; Metazoa; Chordata; Aves; Apodiformes; Apodidae. The coding region runs from base 1 to 1533 and encodes 510 amino acids.
AUGGACAAGAACUAUCCAGACCCUAAUAUGGAAAAUGAUAAUACAGAGCACAUCAGAGCGAAGCAACUGUCCUCUGACAUCCACGCAGAGAAGCGCAGGAAAAACCUCCGCCGGGUCAGCUUUGCAGACACCAUCAACACCAGCAGCUCUCUGGAUUCUCUGAAGGCUGACACCAAACUAACAACCCAGCCGAGCAGCCAGCUGGAGUCCCAGCUGCUCACAGACAGCAUGUGCGAGGACACCCUGCGGGAGAAACUUCAGGAUGGUGUGAUCACAGUCAGGGAAUUCUUCACACUCCUGGAAGUCCAUGUCCCCAUUCAGAAGCCCCGGCACAGCCACGUUCCAGUCAUGAGUGCAGCCAGUGCAGCCCCCACCCCACUAGACCUCCUGUACAGCCACUACGUGUACCGCCCCAAGCUGCGCAUUUAUGAAGAAGACUGCCAGGCCCUUGCUCAGAAGAUAGAAGAGUUAAAACCAUAUGCAGAUAUGCAGGAUCAACUCCUGGUGAAUGUGAACAGGAGCUUCUGGGAAGUGAUGAGAACCUGCUCUGAUGAAGAGCUGAAGAACUUUGGAGCAGAACUGAACAAAAUGAAAUCCUGCUUCAUCAAGGAGAGUAAAAUCUUGGCUCACGAGGAGAAGGCCACACUGUACAGCAGGCUGCUGCAGAGUGCCCAGGAACAAUAUGAAAAGCUGCAGUCAAGGAUGAAGAAGCUGGAUGAAUUGGUGAAGGAGGCAGAGAGCUGCUUAGGUGCCCUGAAAGCAGAAUUGGAAAGCCUCAGAGCCCAAGAAGAGAAACUUCAAAAAGAGGUGUCAGAUCUGGAGGCUGAGAAUGAGCAGGUGCUUGAGCAGAUAAACCUGCAGAAGGAAAAACUGAAGAGCUACGAGGAACAGCUGGAGAAAUAUGACUUCCUGGAGUGGGACCUGACAGAAUGGAGCCAGCAGCAGGCAAUCUUUGGUUUUCUUUAUGAUGCUCUUGAACUCACAGUGGUGUUUGGACCCCCAAUAGAUGGUGAUGAACUUGGUGCAGAUCCUUCCAGGAAGAUAGCGAGCCUGAGCUUUGAAUCUCUCCUGGAUGAGGAAGAGGCUCCACCUUCUUCAUGUUUAGUCAAGAGACUCAUCUUCCAGUUCAUUGAAAGUCAGGGGUGCUGGCAGGAGAAGUGUCCCACACUGUCCCACUUGCCCCAGGUUCUUCAGGACAUCUCCCUGGUGGUGGGUCACUGCAAGGUCUUAGGAAAGGAGAUUGAGUUUCUGGAGAGAUGGGGUGGAAAAUUCAAUCUUCUGAAGACAGACAUCCGUGACACAAAAGUGAAGCUUCUGUUCUCUUCUUUGGCAGCCUUUGCAAAGUUUGAGCUGACCCUGUCCCUGUCAGCCAACUACCCGGCUGAUUCCCCGCCCUUCACUGUCCACAAGAAAAUUGGCAAUAUUGGGGAGGAGGAGAUCUCUGCUGUUCUCAGCGAGGUGCCCCCUGGCCACCACUACCUGCGGAGAGCAGUCAGCCUGAUCCACCAGCACCUGCUCCAGCCUCCCAAAUGA